AUGGACCCUCUGUCAUUGGCAGUCAGCGUAGUACCGGUGGCCGAACAGCUCGUCAAGACCAUUAAAACCAUCAAAAAGUUGAUCUCAACGUACAAGAGUGCUGCAAAGGAGCUCGAGACACUGACAAGCAGGCUCGGUCAUGUGGAAGUCAUCUGUGAAUCCAUCGGGACUGUACUGGAAACCGCUUGCCUAUCGAAAAACCUCAGUGAAGCACGUCUUCCUACUUCCCUGUAUCAAAUGAUUCAUGAAUGCUACGAAAAGGUUACAGUUAUUCAUGAUGUUAUCCUAAACGUCACUGAAAAGCGCGACAGAGGUUGUCGUCGAUUCAGCAACGAAGGCCUUUUGUUCAUGCAGCAUAAAGACAAGAUAAUUGCCGGUACAAAGAGCCUGGACAAAUCCCUUGAAUACCUCCAUCUACUACUGACAACAAGUAUAUUCACUAUGAGCAUAUCUUGCCCGCCCGUGAGAGAAGUCACCAUGUCGAAUGAAAUAAGUCCGCCAAAGCAGUCAUCUGCAUCAAUCGCGCCCUCUCAGACGAUUGAUUCGAAUUACAUCGACACUGGCCCCAUUUCUACCGACACGACCACGCAACCGAAGCAAGUCGAAACCAUCAACGAAGGCUGGCGAAGAUCUUUCCUACAGCUUGCGUUUCUACAGAAAUCCUGCAAACGAAGUAUAAUAACUGAGACUGGCGGCUCAGGCCCGUCAAUAACUGAUGUCGACUCAGUCCUGACAGUGGGAUCGACAUGGCUAAACCGGUAUAUCAAGCUGUCGCUUCGAAAAGACCACCUUACGCCUUUGUGCGUCACUUUGACAUUACCAUUGGUCAUCCCCGUACACUAUUGGGCAGAUAGCCUUGGUGCCAGGGUUCGCAACGCUUUUGACGACGAUAAUGUGGAAGCGGUCCAGCAGUUAUUCAAUGAACGCGCCAUUACUCCCACAACCUUGGUAACCUGGGACAAGUAUGAUCCAGACCACGAGUGUAAUAUGUUGGGUUUGGCAGCAAUAAAAAGAGCACCACGACUCCUGGAUUUCAUAAGAUCCCAGAUGACUAGGCUGGAAGAGACAGCGCACUUUGGUGGUGGUGAUUGGAGAUGGCAUACGGUCUGGACUCAGGGCCAGCUUCAAAGUGCCAUCAAUUACAUCAAUAUUCGCAAGAACGCCAUAAGUCCAGAUGAAUUAUACAUGUUACUGCUGGGAGUAUGGGACUUUCGUCAACUCAAAGCCUGCAUGGAUGCGUAUCUAAGUUGGCGACCAGUCAUUUCACCUGCGCUGAACUAUACGAUACUAGAACGGCUGCUCACUGUUUCCCCGAGGGUCGAUUUUGCCGACGAUCUCAAAGUGAAAGGCUGCGCAGCACUGAUCUCCGAUCUCAUCACAGGAGGCCUGGACAUAUUCAACGACGAUAACUUGUCACAGAGCUCUUUAAAACUACUUAUAGACUAUACGAAGAGCCCUGACGAAGCUGUUGAGGAUAUACAUCGCUGGAUCGACAUACUGGAACUAGCCGGCGUCGAUACAGAACAGUAUAUCCGCUUCGAAACACCGCGUUGUGUUGCUGCAUGGAAUAAACCAUCAGCUUAUUGGCAUACAUCAUUCCGUGGCCCGAACUCAUACAUCAACCGAACUUUGCACGUGGGCUACUCCAGAGUAUUAAGGGUUGAAAGCCAGCCAGAUGACCCUAUACUAGCGGCCGAUAUUACCGAAGAGUACAGAAUUGCACUUGAGUGGACGGAGCGUGCAUACAAUCUUAUGGAAAGUCGUUUUGAGCGGAAGCAGAUGUGGAAGAUGCAGAAACGAGAGAAAAAGGGAAAAACAUUCACCAAGAUCACAUUGCCGGGAGCUUGGGUAGACUAA
This is a messenger RNA of Fusarium pseudograminearum CS3096, 1857 nucleotides long. RefSeq lists its product as uncharacterized. The coding region runs from base 1 to 1857 and encodes 618 amino acids. The transcript is spliced from 5 exons. The record is from RefSeq and is a predicted model, not a curated record. Lineage: Eukaryota; Fungi; Ascomycota; Sordariomycetes; Hypocreales; Nectriaceae.